UUUGAGAUAGUCAGAUAGCUCUCCUGAAUACGAUAGACAUAAGACAUCUUAACAGAGCUAAUAAUCUUCGCCAUUAAUUGUUUGGAAGUAGCUUAAUAAUUAUGGAGGUCAAUAGAAGUAUAUCAUUAAAGUUACAGCCACCAACUUAUGGAAGAUUAAUCACCAUUCUUAGUAUCGAUGGUGGAGGAAUUAGAGGGAUCAUCCCUGGCACCAUAUUGGCCUUCCUCGAAUCACAACUUCAGGAGUUGGAUGGUCCGGAUGCAAGACUGGCAGAUUAUUUUGAUGUAAUAUCAGGGACAAGCACCGGUGGACUUGUGACAGCCAUGCUAACAGCACCAAAUGAACAAAAUCGUCCUCUUUAUGCUGCGAAAGAUAUUACCCAGUUCUACCUUGAUCAUUCCCCUAAAAUUUUCCCACAGAAGAGUGGCAUAUUUGCUCCAUUGAUAAAUAUAUUUCAAUUGGCGACCGGUCCAAAAUAUAACGGGAAGUAUCUUCACAAACUUAUCAAGGAGAAACUUGGAGAGACUCGCUUGCACCAGACUUUAACUUGCGUUGCUAUUCCAACUUUCGAUAUCAAGCGCCUCCAACCCACCAUCUUCUCCUCUUUUGAGGUAGGGACCUCGUCACCUGUGGAUGCUCGGCUCUCAGAUGUUUGCAUAUCUACCUCUGCUGCGCCAACUUUUCUUCCUGCUUAUUAUUUCAAAAACACGGAUGCGAACGGAAAUGAACAGGAAUUCAAUCUUAUCGACGGUGGUGUAGCUGUGAAUAAUCCGGCUCUAGUUGCCAUAACUGAAGUGACCAAGGAAAUAUUCAAGGGAAACUCGGAUUUCUUCCCAAUUAAGCCUGUUGAUUACGGACGGUUUCUCGUUAUAUCAGUAGGGACUGGCACAAAAAAGGAAGAAGAGAAGUAUACUUCUCAAAAGGCAGCCAAGUGGAAUAUUUUGAGUUGGUUAAUCAAGGGCUCAUCAACUCCAUUGAUUGACGUGUUUUCUCAAGCAAGUGCAGAUAUGGUUGAUUACCACAUCUCUGUCGUUUUUCAAGCUCUUCAUUCCGAGGAUAACUACUUGCGCAUUCAGGAUGACACACUAACUGGAAGCUUAGCUUCAAUCGAUGCGGCCACCAAGGAAAAUAUGAAUAAUCUUGUGAAAACUGGUGAUGCGCUGCUGAAGAAGCCAGUUUCUAGGAUGAACUUACAAACAGGUCAAGCCGAACCAGUUGAAAAUGGUGGAACUAAUGAGGAAGCCUUGAAAAAAUUUGCCAAACUACUCUCUGACGAAAGGCACCUUCGAGAAAAAAAUUCACCUCAUCCAACAUCGGUGUGAUUAUUUUUCAUAUUGAAUACAAAAAUUGUUUGAUGGAUUUGUGUGUAAAUAAGGUCACUUGAACCCAUUGGUUUAUUUCAUUCAUGUGUGGUUAUGUCCUUCGGCAAUUCAUUAUUGUGUCGUAUCAUGUAUGUGUAAUGAACUUAUAUUUCGAACAUUGAUUAUAUGCAUCAAUUUUUUUUUA
Molecule: messenger RNA, 1506 nt
Organism: Papaver somniferum (opium poppy)
Lineage: Eukaryota; Viridiplantae; Streptophyta; Magnoliopsida; Ranunculales; Papaveraceae
Product: patatin-like protein 2
Exons: 7
Coding region: 102-1322 (406 amino acids)
Biological process (GO): lipid metabolic process
Molecular function (GO): monoacylglycerol lipase activity; glycerophospholipase activity
Source: RefSeq, a predicted model, not a curated record